AUGUUAUUUUUUAUGAAAAAAAAUAUUUUUAAUAUUUCUCAAUAUUAUGGAAAUUUUAUAUGUAGAAAUAAAUUAUUUGAAUUAGGUUAUCCAUUAUUUUUUAAUCUCGAUAAGCAAGUUUCACUUAUAUAUAAUUUAUUUAAUUCAAAAAGUAAUUUAUUUAUAACUAAUGCAAAUAUUAAAAAAUAUUUAAAUUAUCUUAUGAAUGCAUAUCAAAAUGAGGAUGAAAGAAAAGGGAAUAUUUCUGAAAUUCUUAAACUACCUGAAAUUCCAUCAUUAUUGAAUGAAAAAACUAAAAUAAUUGAGAAUAUAAAGAAUUUAGAUGAUUUUAUAAGUGGCAAUGAAGAACUAAAGAAUCUUGCAAAAGAGGAAGAAUUAACGUAUAUGGAACAGCUAUUACAGAUUGAUGAACAAAUUUUAAAUAUUAUUAUAAAAUAUAUAGAUGUAGAACAUUAUGAUAAUAUUAUUAUGGAAAUAGUACCAGGUGUAGGUGGUCAAGAAGCUAUGUUGUUUGCUAGAGAUUUAUUAAAUAUGUAUAUUAAUUACUUUGAUCAUAUAGGAUUUAAUUAUGAAAUAUUAGAAAUAUUAAAUAAUGAAAUAAAUGGAUUAAGAAAAGCUACUCUGCUUAUAUCUGAUAAUAAUGCAUUCAAAAAGUUAAAAUAUGAAAGUGGUGUACAUAGAGUACAAAGAAUUCCUGCAACAGAGAAGUCUGGUCGUUUACAUACUAGCACAGCUGUUGUAACAAUCUUACCAGAACCUAAAGAUGUAGAUAUUAAUUUAGAAGAAAAAGAUUUGAUAAUAGAAUCAAAAAAAGCAUCUGGAGCAGGAGGUCAACAUGUAAAUACUACAGAUUCUGCAAUUAGAAUAACUCAUAUACCUACUGGUACAGUUGUGACUUGUCAGACGAAUAGAUCUCAAAUAAAAAACAAGCAAAUAGCAUUAACAAAAUUAAAAAGUGUGUUAUACCAGGAAGAAUUAAAUAAGCAAGUCUCGUUCAUUAAUCAAAUACGUAAGAAACAAAUAGGAAAAAGAUUGAGAAAUGAGAAAAUUAGAACAUAUAAUUUUAAUCAAGAUCGGGUUACGGAUCAUAGAAUUCCAAAUGGUACAAUCCAUAAUUUGAAAGAAUUCAUGAAAAAUGGAACAGCUCUGGAAAUACUAGAGGAUAGGCUUUAUAAAGAUAUGCAAUCAAAGAUUACGCUGGAGAUUAUAGAGGACAUGUUAAGUCAAUUAAAAUAAUAGUUCAACAUUUAUCAUUUUGAUAAGAAAUUUUCAUUUUAUAUAGGCAAGCCAUUGUACAUAGCAAAUUGUAAUAAACUCUGUGUAAUACAA
This is a messenger RNA of Apis laboriosa (Himalayan honeybee), 1329 nucleotides long. RefSeq names its product peptide chain release factor 1 (gene mRF1). The transcript is spliced from 2 exons. Gene Ontology annotation, molecular function: translation release factor activity. Gene Ontology annotation, biological process: translational termination. The coding region runs from base 1 to 1236 and encodes 411 amino acids. Lineage: Eukaryota; Metazoa; Arthropoda; Insecta; Hymenoptera; Apidae. The record is from RefSeq and is a predicted model, not a curated record.